AUGGCUGGAAGACCGACAGAAGGUCGCCAUGGCGGAUCCUCGGGGAACCGCGACGACCUGCUGCUGGAUCUGGACAAUGACCAGCCGCUAUACGGCGGUGGCCAGAGAUCGGCCUUGAACGACGACGACUUGAUGCGACGCUACUCCCACGACCAAGAAGAGCCCCAAAGCAGACCUUCAGUAUCCUACGACGACUUCGUUGGCGCAUCCACAUCGUCCGCAACUCGCUCUGGCGCCCGUGGUAUGGGCCCCUCAGGCCAGGCCAGUACUUCCCCCUACAUGAAUAGGCAAUACAGCCAGACCUCGGAGCUGGGCAACUACCAGCGAUAUGCCGACGAUUUCGAAGACUAUCCCAUCGACGGCGAUUCAUACUACCAACAUGGGGGUCCAAUCCCCACCAACGCCCGGUCGACAGCAGCCAGGAGUAAUGCCAGAAAUCGAAACAGCGUGUUGAGCUUGGGAGGCGGGUUUUUCGGCCGAGUCAAGAAUAAACUCGGCAUGGGCCAGGGAUAUUCGGAGAUGGACUUGCCACUAACAGAAGGCGGCCACGAACGUGGUGCUUCUUCUGGCGGCUCGCCACCAGAUCAGAGGAGCAAAGCGUUUGAUAUGGGCAAUUUCAAGUUUGGUUUUGGCCGCAGCAAGCCAGAUCCAUCUACUCUCGGCCCUCGCAUCAUCCACCUCAACAACCCGCCCGCUAAUUCCGCGAACAAGUACGUCGACAAUCACAUCUCGACUGCCAAGUACAAUGUUGCCACUUUUCUUCCAAAAUUCCUCCUGGAACAGUUUUCGAAGUUUGCCAACGUCUUUUUCUUGUUCACAGCCGGCUUGCAACAAAUCCCUGGUCUCUCACCGACCAAUCGAUACACGACUAUUGCUCCCCUUCUCAUCGUGCUUUUGAUUUCUGCCGGUAAAGAAUUGGUGGAAGAUUACCGCAGAAAACAAGCUGAUAAUGCGUUGAAUACGUCCAAAGCAAGAGUCUUGCGCGGAUCUAGCUUUACAGAAACGAACUGGAUCAACGUAGCGGUUGGUGACAUUGUGCGUGUGGAGUCGGAAGAGCCAUUCCCUGCCGAUUUGGUUCUCUUGGCUAGUUCUGAGCCUGAAGGUCUCUGUUAUAUCGAAACAGCAAAUUUGGACGGCGAGACGAACCUGAAGAUCAAACAAGCAUUGCCCGAGACUUCAUCCAUGGUCUCGUCCAGUGAAUUGAGCAGACUUGGUGGGCGAAUCAAGUCGGAACAACCAAACAGCAGCUUGUACACUUAUGAAGCAACGUUGACGAUGCAAACUGGCCCUGGUGAGAAGGAAUUGGCGUUGAAUCCCGAACAACUCCUCCUUCGAGGUGCCACACUCCGAAAUACCCCCUGGAUCCACGGUGUUGUUGUCUUUACCGGUCACGAGACAAAGCUCAUGCGAAAUGCGACGGCCACUCCCAUCAAACGAACCAAGGUUGAAAAGAAGCUCAACUGGCUGGUCUUGGUACUCAUCGGCAUGCUUUUAGCGCUCAGUGUGGUUUGCACCGUUGGAGACCUUAUUAUGCGUGGCGUCAACGGCGAUUCACUUGGUUAUCUUUAUCUGGACAAGAUUGACAACGCUGGCACGGUGGUAAAGACCUUUGCCAGGGACAUGGUUACGUACUGGGUAUUGUUCUCGUCGCUGGUUCCUAUUUCUCUUUUCGUCACUGUGGAACUUGUCAAAUACUGGCACGGCAUACUCAUUAACGACGAUCUCGAUAUGUAUUACGACAAGGCUGAUACCCCAGCGACAUGUCGGACAUCCAGUUUGGUUGAAGAACUGGGCAUGGUCGAGUUUGUGUUCUCCGACAAGACGGGUACUCUUACGUGUAACCAGAUGGAGUUUAAGCAGUGCACAAUAGCCGGUCUCCAGUACGCCGAUAAAGUCCCCGAGGACCGCCGCGCAACUGGACCCGAUGAUGAUACGGGCAUUCACAACUUUGAAAGGCUACGAUCCAACUUGAAAAAUGGCCACGACACCGCAAUGGCCAUUGACCACUUCCUCACCCUGCUUGCAACCUGCCACACUGUGAUUCCCGAAAUGGACGAGAAGGACCACAUAAAAUACCAGGCUGCAUCUCCUGAUGAAGGCGCCCUAGUGCAGGGAGCUGUUGAUCUUGGUUAUCGUUUCACAGCAAGAAAGCCGAGGUCAGUCAUUAUCGAAGCUGGUGGCCAGGAGAUGGAAUAUGAGCUUUUGGCAGUUUGCGAGUUUAACUCGACACGCAAAAGAAUGUCGACUAUUUACCGUUGCCCAGAUGGCAAGGUCCGAAUCUACUGCAAAGGGGCGGAUACAGUCAUUUUGGAACGUCUCAACGACCAGAACCCUCAUGUUGAAGCGACUCUCGCGCACCUAGAAGAAUACGCGUCAGAAGGUCUCCGAACGCUUUGUUUAGCUAUGCGCGAGGUCCCUGAGCCGGAAUUUGCCGAAUGGCAACAAAUAUUCGAUGCUGCCUCAACAACUGUGGGGGGAACACGUGCUGAGGAGCUAGACAAGGCUGCAGAGAUUAUUGAGCACGACUUUUUCUUGCUCGGUGCCACUGCUAUCGAGGAUCGCCUGCAAGACGGAGUUCCUGAAACGAUUCAUACCUUGCAGGAGGCCAACAUCAAGGUCUGGGUUCUCACUGGAGAUCGGCAGGAGACCGCAAUCAAUAUUGGCAUGAGUUGCAAGCUUCUUAGCGAGGAUAUGAUGCUUUUGAUUGUGAAUGAAGAAACUGCCGCAGCAACGCGAGACAACAUUCAGAAGAAGCUGGAUGCGAUCAGAACCCAGGGAGAUGGUACCAUAGAGUCGGAGACACUGGCAUUGGUUAUAGAUGGCAAGUCGUUGACAUAUGCGCUGGAGCAGGACCUUGAGAAGCUAUUCUUGGAUCUUGCCAUCAUGUGCAAGGCAGUUGUCUGCUGCCGCGUGUCGCCGCUGCAAAAGGCUCUUGUGGUCAAAUUGGUCAAGAAGUAUCAGAAAAACUCUAUCCUCCUCGCCAUUGGCGAUGGAGCCAACGAUGUUUCUAUGAUUCAGGCUGCCCAUAUUGGUAUUGGUAUCAGUGGCAUGGAAGGUUUGCAGGCUGCACGGAGUGCAGAUGUUGCCAUUGCCCAGUUCAGAUAUCUCCGCAAGCUGUUGCUUGUUCACGGCGCGUGGAGCUACCAGCGUGUGAGCAAGACGAUUUUGUUUUCAUUUUACAAGAAUAUCACUUUAUAUCUCACACAAUUUUGGUUUACAUUUCAAAAUGUGUUCUCUGGACAGGUCAUUUACGAGUCAUGGACGCUAUCGUUCUACAACGUCUUCUACACUGUUCUUCCACCCCUUGUCCUUGGCAUUCUCGAUCAAUACGUCUCGGCACGUCUGCUUGAUAGAUACCCUCCGCUAUACGGCAUGGGCCAGAGCAAUUCCUCUUUCAAGCUAAAGACGUUUGCUCAGUGGAUUGCCAACGCUUUCUAUCACUCCAUUAUCCUCUAUGUCUUUGCAGAACUCUUCUGGUACGGAGAUCUCAUCCAAGGAGACGGCAAGAUUGCAGGCCACUGGGUCUGGGGAACCGCUCUGUACGGUGCAGUCCUAUUGACGGUCCUGGGUAAAGCGGCCCUUGUUACGAGCAACUGGACCAAAUACCACGUGCUGGCCAUUCCCGGCAGUAUGGCCAUUUGGUAUAUUUUCAUUGCUGCCUACGGUACGGUGGCGCCCAAGGUUAAUUUCUCUAUGGAGUACCAUGGCGUGGUUCCACGGUUGUACACCAGUCCAGUCUUCUGGCUUCAGACUGUCGUCUUGGCUUUUAUGUGCCUGCUACGUGAUUUCGUAUGGAAGUACGCCAAACGCAUGUACAUGUCAAAGCCAUAUCACCACGCCCAAGAGCUUCAAAAGUAUAACAUUCAGGAUUAUCGACCAAGGUAUGUAAUCAGUUACUUUGCCAAAAAAGCCUCCCAGAGAGAGAUGGACUCCCAGUUCGCAAUCGUGAAGUACAGCACACAGCACACUGACAUGUCCUUCAGAAUGGAGCAAUUCCAGAAAGCAAUCCGGAAAGUCCGACAAGUGCAGCGAAUGCGAAAGCAGCGUGGCUAUGCUUUUUCGCAGGCCGACGAAAGCCAGACACGUGUGCUGCAAGCAUACGACACGACGAAACACCGAGGUCGUUACGGAGAGAUGGCGAGCUCAAGAACACCAGCUCGAUAA
This is a messenger RNA of Metarhizium acridum CQMa 102, 4164 nucleotides long. The record is from RefSeq and is a predicted model, not a curated record. Lineage: Eukaryota; Fungi; Ascomycota; Sordariomycetes; Hypocreales; Clavicipitaceae.